Penicillium coprophilum is the source of this 1218-nucleotide messenger RNA. RefSeq names its product alpha/beta fold hydrolase. Gene Ontology annotation, molecular function: hydrolase activity. Bases 1 to 1218 code for a protein of 405 amino acids. The record is from RefSeq and is a predicted model, not a curated record. The transcript has a single exon. NCBI's taxonomy places the organism in Eukaryota, Fungi, Ascomycota, Eurotiomycetes, Eurotiales, Aspergillaceae.
AUGACCCUCCCACCCCUCCCCCUCCCCGCAGGCAUAACAAGCCGCAACAUCCAAACCAGCGAUCUAAACAUCCACAUCCUAGAAGCUGGCCAAACUACAGCAAAGGAAAAACCACUGAUCAUCCUCCUGCAUGGCUUUCCAGAAAUCGCCUACUCAUGGCGUCGCGUGCUCCCUAAAUUAGCGGCAGCAGGCUUCUACGUCGUAGCCCCAGAUCAACGCGGCUUUGGCCGCACCACAGGCUGGGACACGAGCAGCUAUGAGGAUGUCGACCUUUCAACCUUCUCACUGUCCAGCUUGGUUCGUGAUAUUGUGCUCCUCGUACACGCGCUAGGCUACCGCUCCGUCCGCUGCGUCGCCGGCCACGACUGCGGUGCUGUAUCGGCCGCCAUGUGCGCCCUAAUGCGCCCUGAUUUCUUCCAGAGUGUGGCACUCAUGAGCCAUCCGUUCAACGGGGCCCCGGACCUACCGUUCGAUACGGCGAACGCGGAUGCCGCCGCGGGUGGGUCUAAUACGGCGGCAGCGGCAGGCGGUGCGGGCGGUGCCGAGGGGUCGGCUGCUGCGGCGGGGAUCCAUGAGGCGCUUGCGGAGCUCGGACACAAACAUUAUAAGUGGUAUUACUCGACUAAGCAGGCUGGGCCUGAGAUGUCAAACCUCGAGCCCGAGGAAAUGCAUCGCUUUUUGCGGGGAUACUUUCAUCUGAAGAGUGGUUCGUGGCCGGGAAAUCGGCCACAUCCGCUUGAGAAUUGGUCUGCGGCUAACUUGCUCCAAUUGCCUGGGUAUUACAUCAUGCCGUUGAAGGAGACGAUGCCUGCGACGGUAGCGCGCGAUAUGGCACAUGAGUCGUCUGACAGUCUGGCCUCGCACUCGUGGCUGCCGGAUGAGGAGCUUGCUGUUUAUGCGGGUGAGUAUGGCCGCACGGGCUUCCAGGGUGGAUUGAAUUGGUAUCGUGUUCGCACCGCUGCUGGAGGCCGGCAUACUAAGGAUUUUGAUGUCUUUGCUGGGAAGAAGCUCGAGCCGCCUUGUGCUUUUGUUUCUGGUAAGCUAGAUUGGGGUAACUAUCAAGAGCCUGGUGCCAUCGAGAAGAUGAAGAACGGGGUUUCCUGCGCUGACCUGCGUAUUAUUCGGCUCGUGGAUGGGGUUGGGCAUUGGACGCCCCAGGAAAGCCCAGAGGAGGUGGCACAGGCAAUUCUGGAUCUGAUCAGAGGUCUGCGCGACUAA